GGCUUUAACAACGUAUGACUCAAAGGGCCCUGGCCCAAAUGUAUCUUCCAGCAAGUGGUAUCAUUAACUGGUUUCUCCCUAGCUCUCAUCUCCUCAACAGUCAAUCGGAAAACGUUGUUUGUUACUUCGCGAGGUCUAAUCUCUGCCUGCUGAACAGGUUUUUUAGGAAGAGAAGAUGGGGUUUAUCAUGGAAUUUGCUGAGAAUUUGAUUCUGAGGUUAAUGGAGGAUCCAAAGGAGAGGGACCGGAAGUUCAGGGAGCGUGUAUAUGCAGUUAAGGAUCGAUGCCAAAAGACCAAGGAAAUGUGGAGCUAUCCUCUUCGCCCUUAUGGGUUUUGGACAUUUGAGCGCCACAAUGCGCAGCUUGCUUGGGAUGCUAAGAUUAGCCAGGUACCUGGUCGGAGGGACCCCUAUGAUGACCUCCUUCAAGAUAGUUAUGGCUUCCCCAAGUGAAUGAAUUCACUCAAGAAAGUUCAUUUUCCAUUAGCAGACUGACAAGAAGCUUUCUUGGAGAAACGAGUGUGGAGAUUGAUGUUUAAGCUCUUUUCUUUUUCCUGUCUCACAGUCAUGUAUUCUGUGGACUGUACGGAUGUCAGCUGAUUUCGUAAUACCCUGGAUGUCCGAGACUUGUUCAUGAGUUUGAAUAAUUGCCCAUAUAACUCGUCUAUGGAAUUGAAUGUUCAUGAUUA
This is a messenger RNA of Populus trichocarpa (black cottonwood), 687 nucleotides long. RefSeq lists its product as uncharacterized. The record is from RefSeq and is a predicted model, not a curated record. Lineage: Eukaryota; Viridiplantae; Streptophyta; Magnoliopsida; Malpighiales; Salicaceae. The coding region runs from base 176 to 451 and encodes 91 amino acids. The transcript is spliced from 3 exons.